AAAAAGAAUCACACACGUGUAAAGGGAGACACAUCUGAGCUGCACGUGUCCAUGGUUACUAUUUAAAUUGUGUUCUUUACCCAUUUCUUUCUUCUUUUCAACACCGUAACCAUGCAACCCAAAGAACAUAAGCAUCACAAAUCAAUGCCUUCACUUUCUUCAUCUAUUUCCAGUAAUGAAAUUAGUAUUCAAUCAUCACCUCGCACCUCAAUGUCAUGUAAUAGAAUGUCAGACCAAGUAAGAAUAAAGCGAUGGGACGACUCACCAUUCGAAAUGGAGCUUGCAGAAGAUGAUUUUAUUAAGCCAAAUACAAAUUCACAUAAAUUCUCGGAAACACUUCGAGAUAAAUUUCGUCACAUUCGAAGAGAAGAAUACCGCCGUCAUAAAUUCUUUAAAAAGUUAUACCACUGGUUUAUGUAAUCGAAUAGAACCCAUAUGCAUACCCUUUCUCUGUAAAUAGUCAUGUUCUCCUUAUUUAUCCUCCCCAUUAUUUAUGUUAUGAAUAAAUACACCUUAUUUUGUCAUGUAUUAAGC
Messenger RNA from Rhizopus microsporus ATCC 52813, 534 nucleotides. RefSeq lists its product as uncharacterized. The record is from RefSeq and is a predicted model, not a curated record. Bases 112 to 420 code for a protein of 102 amino acids. Lineage: Eukaryota; Fungi; Mucoromycota; Mucoromycetes; Mucorales; Rhizopodaceae. The transcript has a single exon.